GGUAGAAGUAGUAUCUGUUUCACAUAAAGCUGGUGAUUUACUUAAAUUUGGUGCUUUGUAUUUUUGUAGUGAAAUUAAUGAUGUUUGUUUUCCAUGUUGCAAAUUUAAUUAUUAAAUUUAGGUAUAUUAAUAUAUAGGUAUAUUAAUUUAAUAUACCUGAUAAAAACUUUUCUAAAAAUAAGUGUGCAGUGUACGUGAAAUGUAUAACAUAUAUUUAGGGUUACAAUAUAUGACUUGUUGAGUGAGUUGUAUAUAUAAAUAGUGUUUCAACUGAAACCGUGUAGACAUUUGUAAAAACCAUAUAACACAUGAUGAAAAGACUGCAGCUAUCUAUUUGACAUUUGUACCCUGAAUACUUAUUUGUGCCGGAUAUGGCGAACAGUAAAUACUUUUCAGACAGAAGAGAAAAUAGAAUGAAUCCAAUAGAUUAUGAGGACGACUUUGGUAUCGACGUAGAUAUUGAAGUAGAAUUUGUUGGGAGAGAAAGUGAUCUGCAUGUGUUACAGAACGCAUGGAAGAAUCACAAAAUAUUCGGCAUAUUUGGACUUAGAUCCGUUGGAAAAUCGAGACUCGUAAAAGAAUUUUGGAGUAGAAAGAAGACAGAAGGUUUUGAACUUAUUCACAUAGAUAUGAAAUUAAUUUCCGAUAUAAGUUCAUUGUAUGCGAAUAUAUGUGCAGCUUUGAGAAUAGAACCAGAAAUACAGGCAACAGAUCCCGAUAGAUGGAUUCAUCAUAUAUGUGAAGCACUUAAAACAACCAAUGGAAAAUAUUUUAUUUUCUUUUUUGACAACACUGAAGAUUGUCAAGAGUUUAAAGGUGUUAACACUCGAGACUCGUUUCUUUCAUUAUGUACGAGUCUUGUUAGACUGUGCAAAAACGUGAAGGUUUUCAUUACUUCAACCACACGGGUACAGCUUGCGCAACUGAAGAGGGUGUAUUGUAGCCAUGAGCUGUUACCUCUGAGCCAAACAGAAUCGCGUCAGUUACUUAAAUACGUGACUCAGGGGAUUGAACUCGGGGAAUAUGAAGACUCUAUAGUAAAUCUAAGUGAAGGAAUGCCAUUACUGAUUUUGAUGAUAGGGUCCGAACUUACCGAUGACGGGGGACUGAUAACUCCAAAGGAUAUGGUGGAGUUUUUGCUCACUUGUAGACUUAAGGCGCUGAGUAGAGAAUUUUACUCUGUGGAAGACAGAGUAGCUGACAUCUACAAAAAGUUCAUUGACCGGUUAGAUGCGGUAUACAAGAGACGCCUCACAGUUCUAGAAUAUAUUCCAGGAUCAUUUAAUGCUGAACAAGCUAAGGAAUUACUAGAUUCAAAAUCAGUAGCGACAGUCAAAGAUCAGACAUUGAUACCAAUACGCAGACGACAUGUUUUGAACUAUGACCCUAAGACGAGAAGGUUUAGCAUUCAGGGGAUAAUACGAGAGUGUGUCAAAACAUAUUACACCAUAAAGAAUAUUCCAGAGAUUCGAGCAAGGUACUGUCGAAUAUUCUCUGCCGUUAUGCAGAACAUAUCAGUAAGACUUGGUACAGUAGAAUACACGCAAGCAUUGGCUGCAUUCGCUGUUGAACAACCCAACUUGCAGAAACUGUUGACAGAAGUCAAUUAUACGAGGCAGGACACUUAUCAGUUCUUUAUUGAAAUGGCGACGAACUGCACGGACCUGAUUGAACGAUACAUGGCAGGUGACGGCGAAGACUUUUACCAGGGCUGUCUGCGGGCUGCAGACAUGUAUGGACAAGAACGAGACAAGGCCACGGUAAAUCUUGCAGUCGGUAGUAUGUACACAAAUACAAAGGGAUAUCUUUCUCGUGGGGCAGAUAACUACGAAUCUGCACUGAGGGUUUUAGAAAACCAUGGGAGGUCAUUGCAACUAGCAACUGUGUAUCAGAGAUUGGGAUGGAACAUGCUGCAACAAGCGAGAAACCUUGAUGCCAAUAGAUAUUUCCAAAAGUCACUUGCCAUAUCACUAGUUUCGGGAGAAGAGUUUAAGCUGGUAUCUCUGCAGUCAAUGAGCAGUAUGGGUCUCAGCUUGUCACAGUUAGGCAAAUUCGACGAUUCGGAACGGUAUCAUUUUGCUUGUCUAAAGCAACGGCUGAAGGCACUUGGUGAAAAUCAUCCUAACGUUGGUGUAUGCUACAAUAACAUCGGUGUAAUGUAUGAACAGAAAGGUGAUGCCGAUAAUGCGUUCAAGUAUUACAAGAAAGGCCUUGAAGUGAAGGUAAAAUCAAAAGCACCGAUCAUGUCGGUAGUGUUUUCUUUAAGUAAUGUUGCAAAUAUGAGUAGCUCCAUGGGAAACUAUCGGGAAGCCCACAGACUUAUAGAUGACGCUUUGAAGAGAUUAUCAGAAGAAAAGAUUCCACCUAGAGAAUCUUUGGCAUGCACAUACGAAACAAAAGGAAAAAUAUACCUUCGAGAAGAAAAAUUCAUUGAAGCAGAAGAAAUGUUACAAAAAGCAGUUGAUAUCAGAGAGGAAAUUGCGGAAAAUAUGCUGUAUCUUGAAAGUUUGGUGCACCUUGCAGAUGCCAAUAGAAGAAGCGGAAAUUUUGAAAGAAGCAUUAGUAUUGCGAAACAGGGUCUGAAAUUGAAAACCAAGGCGACAGCCUCUAUGCCGCAAAAUACAUUUGUUGCGGAAUGUCUCGUAUGCAUUGCAGAUGUUUAUGAUAGAACAAACAAUAUUGAAAGGCACAGAGAAACUCUAGAGAAAAUUGAAUCGGAACUUUUGAGACUGGAGCAGGUGUAUCUUUGUCAAUGUAAUGAAAAGGGUUAUGAGAAGAUUAGAACCCAGCUCAAAGAUGUAAAGGAUAAACUAGACAACGCACCUAAUUGAUUAUUGUAGCAUUUUUGUUACGACAAUAUCACUUCAUAACGUCAGGGACAUGGUUCAUUCCUACUUAGUGCACAUUGUUGACUUUUGAUCACCAGAUCAUUCCUAAAACACUGAUAUUGCUUAGGUAAUCGGAUCGGCAUCUGUUUUCAAAUACCUUUUAAUUAUUGAUUUGAACGAGAUCAUCAGGAAAUAUAUUGUGAAAUUUACAAGGAGACCCUUUGUGAUAUUUAGAAAUGAAUGUACAUGUAUGAAUGGUUUAUUUUAGAAAUAAAUGCGCAUUUGUGAAUGAAAUGUUUAUUUAAGAAAUUAGUGUACGUGUAUAAAUGAAGCGUUUAUUUUAGAAAUUACUGUGCAUGUAUGAAAGGAGGGUUUAUUUUAGAAAGUGAAUGAUGUGUUUCUUUUAGGAAUGAAUACACUUGUGUGAAUGAAGUGUUUAUUUUAGAAAUAAAUAUACUUGUGUGAA
Molecule: messenger RNA, 3294 nt
Organism: Mercenaria mercenaria
Lineage: Eukaryota; Metazoa; Mollusca; Bivalvia; Venerida; Veneridae
Exons: 8
Coding region: 372-2831 (819 amino acids)
Molecular function (GO): protein binding
Source: RefSeq, a predicted model, not a curated record